GAGCUGUCCUGAGCCACCGGACUAACUGGGGGGCUUUCGAGGACUUAAAACAAGUAAACCAAACGGUCGUAACAGUGACUGUUCGGGAUUCCAUUUCAAAACCGCUCUAAGCGCACAUUAAGGCCUUCCGCGUCUUGCCGCCGGCCUGUCGUCACUUUUUGUUUUCAUUCCUCGUGUUCGUGUUUGUGUGUGUCCGCGCCGGUGCCGCGCUCCCGCCCGCGUGUGAUCGUGUCCGCGCCGGCCGAGCCGUCCGAAGAGCCGCGCGCGAGCGUGACAUAGACUGUGCAAAGUGCCCCGACACCGAAGGACUUGGAUAACCACGGCGGCCGUUCUCCGCCGCGACCAGCGUCUUCCUGGUGGUCUUCCCGGUCUUCCCAGUUUUCCGGGCGGCCAGUGUACGCGCUCGAACCUAGUUGCGGACCCCUCGUCAGCAGCUGCAGCUGUGCUAACGCGGCGUGGCCUAUGGCCUGGCCUGCGGUUUGCGCCCCGGCCGCGCCCACGACUGUGCGGCCGGCCCCGGCGCGGGCUCCGGCUCCGAGUGAGCGAGGAACCAGGCCGGGCCCGCAGGCCUCGGUGAAGGCCGCGCCGUAAAACCGGCGACAUCGUGAGGCCCAGGAGUUCGCCGGCCGCCACCCUGGAGGAUGUGGUGAGCGCCUGUGUGGCCCCCGUGGCCCCCGUGUCCUCGCUGUACCCCGGGUCCGGGCUGGGCUCGGGCCUCGGGCUGUCGGGCCACGGCCCGCACGGCCCGCACGCCUCCAGCCCCACCACGUUCAAGGUGGAGGCCCCGGACCCGUACAGCCCCUUCGCGUCGCCGCGCAUCAGCGUCAAGCAGUGGGGGCUGGGGGGCGGCGGUGGCGGUGGCGGCGGGCUCGGCGGCGACGUCACCAAGCUGAGCCCCCGCCAAGACAUGGAGCCCCUCGACCUGCAGGACCUCGUGUCGGGGGUCUCGGCCUCGCCGACGGCGCACCCCGUCUCCGCCGACAGCCCGCACUCGCACGCGCACCUGGCCUCCCUGGCGCCGCCCUCGGCCUCGGGCCAGGGCGGCCAGGACCAGCUCCUGCACCACCAGCACCAUCAGCAGCAGCACCAGCACCACCAGCACCACCACCAGCAGCACCACCACCAGCAGCACGACUACCACUGUCCACCGCUGCUGCCGCACGAACCCCUCGAGAAGCUCAAGUGUUCAAGAGUGCCUUCGAUCGACGCGUCGCUGGGCUCCGUCAAGACCGAGUCGGCCCUGGACGCGGACGGGCUGAACGGCGGCGACGACGGCAGCCACACGGCCGCGUCCUCGACCGGCCAGGGCGGCGGCGGCGGCUCCAAGAAGGGCGGCGGCGGCGGCUCGGGCGGCGGCGGCUCCAACUCGGGGUCGGGCGUGGGCAGCAAGCGGCAGCGGCGGCAGCGGACGCACUUCACCUCGCAGCAGCUGCAGGAGCUGGAGGCGACCUUCUCCAGGAACCGCUACCCCGACAUGAGCACCAGGGAGGAGAUCGCCAUGUGGACCAGUCUCACCGAGGCGCGAGUGCGGGUGUGGUUCAAGAACCGGCGCGCCAAGUGGCGGAAGCGCGAGCGGAACGCGAUGAGCGCCGCCGCCGCGGCCGCCGCCGACUUCAAGAACGGCCUGGUCGGCAGCCAGCUCAACGGCUUCAUGCAGCCCUUCGCCGACCCGGACCUCUACUCGUCUUACUCCUACAACAACUGGGCGUCCAAGGUGCCGUCGCCCCUCGGCGCCAAGACCUUCCCCUGGCCAGUCAACCCCCUAGGUGUCCCCAGCACGCCGCACCAGUCGACGGUCAACUGCUUCACGCCCGGCGCGGGGAGCGGCGUGGGCGUUGGCGCCGGCUCCAUGAUGACCUCGGGGCUGGGCGCGUCCUCCGGGGCGGUGGGCGUGGGCAGCGCGGGCUGCUACUACGACCCCAUGUACCGGUCGGCGGGCGAGCCCUGCUCCAUGUCCUCCAUCGCCUCGCUGCGGCUCAAGGCCAAGCAGCACUCGGGCGCGUUCGGCUCGUACCCGCCCGUCAGCCCGUCCACGCACGCCGCGAGGGGCCCCGUGGUCGACGAGAAUAUUUACGUGGAAGGGACGUCGUGCUGACUGCGGGAUGCGGACAAGGAGAGAUCGUCGAGUCAGAUAAAUUUAUUCUUCGACGAAACGAUGAAAAACUAAUGUCGCAAAGUUUUCUCCUUUAUAACUGAUUGGGCAUUAUUGUAGUAGGUUUCCAUUAUUUCGUUUCCUUUGCUCUGGCUGAACAUCCAGCUGGAGAGACGCACAGGUUGGCUUCUCGAGAGGCUGCUCCCUCUGUGACAAGGCCGUCGCACAAGUCAGUUUUACUGUGACAAGGCCGUCACACCAGUCAGUGUUAAUCUAGUCGCCUAGCACCGCGCUGUUCAACUGUAUUGGCAUUUAUUCGCCCCUCCUCUUUGUUUCCUUUUCAGGACGGUCAUACUUCUGUGUUGUAAAUUAUCAUUGUUAUUAUUUAAAUACGUUGACACGCGCAAAGUGCUGGCUCAAAGUGUAAAAUUAGCGUACCAAAAGAGAUACCAAAAACUAAGAAAAUAUUCUUGUGUAGGGGGCGACGGUGUAGUGCCGGUCUGUGAUUGUGUUUUGUAAAAUUAAGAUAUCGGUAAGUCCAUUGAUUGUAAUUAAGGUUGGUGUGUGCGUCGCAGGGCCGCUUGAGGGAUACCCACCCAAGCACUAGACCAAAGCGCCAGCAAAGUCAUAUUGAGCUCGUGAAUGUGUUGUUAAGACGAGAACAGGGUAAACAAGCACACCUUUAUGCAAACAGCGCAAAUUCAGAAAAGAGUUAACUUUGAUAAAGAUUGUGCCCUUAAUUUUGUUUUCCGAUGAACGUCUGCGGUGUCCGCUGAUGUCGUAUUGAUGCAAAGUUUGAAUCAAAUGUUUACACAGAGACAUGCGUGAACUGUAGCAAUACCCUAGCACACAUUUUCAAAAGAGUGUAAAUAUAUUUAUGGAGGUUAAGUUUACUGUAUUUUUGUUGGCCACGUGUUUUCUCGUGUCAAAAUUUUAGGCACGCAUGUUAACUAUUAAGUCAACAAAAGAACCGUUGUACCUUUCUUUCUUUUCUUUUAAAAUUUUUACCCAAAGGCAAUUUUGUGAUCAGCCUGAAUUUUAUUUCUUGUACUGAAACUAAAUGUGCAAUAUUUGAUGUAAAUAUUCUAAUUAAGAGGCAUAUGAGUAAUAUAAUUUAAAGUAUAUGAAUACUAUAAGAUAAAUUAGUACAAAAAAAGGAAAAACAAGAAUUUAUAUGAUGAUGUGUAUUUUAUUUCGUUUUGUCAAUCUUCAAUCUUUAGUAUACAACCGAUACCGUGGCUUUUGACUCAUUUUGGCCUUUCCAAUUGUCCAACUCUCUGUCCGCUCGACAUUGCCGUUCUGGCACCGAUACUCUGCGUUCUUCCUUUUCAAUGUCUAGAAUUUUCAAUUAAAAAACAAUUUUUCGGAAA
Frankliniella occidentalis (western flower thrips) is the source of this 3462-nucleotide messenger RNA. It is a transcript of the gene Ptx1, whose product is annotated as pituitary homeobox homolog Ptx1. Gene Ontology annotation, biological process: anatomical structure morphogenesis; regulation of transcription by RNA polymerase II. Lineage: Eukaryota; Metazoa; Arthropoda; Insecta; Thysanoptera; Thripidae. The record is from RefSeq and is a predicted model, not a curated record. Gene Ontology annotation, molecular function: RNA polymerase II cis-regulatory region sequence-specific DNA binding; DNA-binding transcription factor activity, RNA polymerase II-specific. Gene Ontology annotation, cellular component: nucleus.